CAUUAAUAACCGUGACUUUUCUCCACUUACCGUGGUAAUCAAGGAAUUUGAUGCAGAGAACAACGUUUCCCAUUCCACCCUAUCAGCCUCUCUUUCAAAUUAAAACCCUCCAUGCUCCAUUUACCAUAUUUUAACGACGAAUUUCAGAAUCAAACUCCAUUAACAGGUUUUAGGUUGAUUUCUGUGUGACAUUCUAGAGGAAUUAUGUAUAUAGUGGCAUCAAAGAGGAACUCUCCAAUCCGUUCGAUGGGUGCGUCUUCUAAGAAAUGUAAGAAAAGAGGCAAAAGAAAGUCAGGCAAUAGAGUCAAAAGGAGAGUUAAUCGUAAAAUCGACUAUAUUUCAGAUUUGCCGGAGCAUGUGCUUCAUCAUGUCCUCUCUUACCUCCAUGCCAAGGAUGCUGCUCGGACUAGCAUCCUUUCUACCAGAUGGUCGGAAGUCUGGAACUCAUAUCAGAAAGUGGCUUUUGACCUACGCCACCUUCACAAGAUGAAAAGUGCUUCAAAGAAAAAUUACAAGAAUGUGAUUGAUGGGUUGCUUAAAUAUCCUGAAGUUGGUCGAGAGCAAUUGUAUUGUAUUGACAAACUCAAAUUAUGCUUGGCUGCUGAUUCGGGAAUAACAGAAUCAGAUUUGAAUGAUUGGAUUUCUGCUGCUGUUGAGAGGAAGGUCGGAGAACUUGAAGUCCAAGUCAAAAGUGGCAUUAGCUAUCUUUUGCCUUCGUGUGUCAUAUGUGGGAGUUCGAUUACUGCAUUGAACUUGUAUAAAUGUCUUUUACCUGAUGAUUCUAUAAAUCUUCCACGACUGCAGAAGCUAUCUUUUAAGCUUAUGGAUAUCACCCCGCUGAUGCUCCAAAAUUUUAUCUCUGGUUGCCCACUCAUUGAGGACUUAAGGUUAAUACAAUGCGUUGGACUGAAAAGCCUGAGAAUUGGCAACCUUGAAAGGCUGAGGAGAGUUGAUCUUCACAUGUGUCACAUGCUUGACAAAAUUGUUAUUGAAACGCAGUGUCUAGAGACUUUCUGGUAUUACAAUAAUAAGAAAAGGCUCUGUAAUAUCAACUUAUCAGCAUGUAGAGCACUCAAAGAGCUGAUGCUGGAAUAUCCCAGGAUGACAGAUAAGAUGUUUCGUGAUCAAAUGUUAGAAUUCCCGGAACUUGAGAAGUUGGUUAUCAGCAGAUGCAAUGGGUUAAAGAAAAUCCGCCUUACUGGAGACAAGCUCAGGAAACUAGUAAUCAGAAGAUGCAGGAGAUUAAAAGAGGCUCAUAUUAGUGCUCCAAACAUAUCGUCACUUGAGUACCGUGGUAAAAGGAUGCCAUUCAUGCUCCAGACCCGUCCACGUUUGAAGGAAGUUAUGCUUACCUUUGAACCAUCUUUGAGAGUUGCGAGUGAAUGGGAAGUUGGGGGAGUUGAUGCAUCUAGGCUAUACAGCUUCCUUGAGGUUAUCGAUCAUUGCAAAGGGCUGAAUUUGAUGAGCCUUAACAAACUGGAUAUAGUUAUUUAUGAAGACGUCAGGGCCAUGUUUCUUCCUUUGCGCCAUAUAUCCAAACCGCAUGGAGUUCAAAUAUCUGCUCGCUUUCAGGAUUUGCUUGAUGCUGCAUUGAAGACAUCGCCUUUACCACCCACUUUUUCUGUAGUCUCCCACAACAGCAGUGAAUUUCCAGAGAUCAUUUACAAAGAGUUGAACAAAGAAAAGGCAGAACCAGAUUGCUGUGGAUGCUUCAAGAACAAAUGUUGGAGGCAUUACUUGAAGAAUGUCUUUGUCAAAAACAGGAUUUUUGAGUCAAGUGAGUGGUCCAAAGCUUCCACGUCUCUUGAAUGGCAGAAAACGACCUUUACGUUCGAUUGGAAAACUGAUAGGCAAGGUCGAAAAAAUCAGAAAGCCGGAAGGAGUUAAUAAAGUUGAAAGAGAUCGAGACAUGGAGGAGGAGGUUUGAUGUCAAGACACAUGGAUCAUCCCAAAUUCAGUCGAAGAAUAGUAAGAGAAGGAAGGUGUCUGCCAAGUGCCAACAAGAAGGUCCCAUAUCUCUUCACUAACCUUGAUUGUGAUUGUAGGUGAAGUUAGAAGAAAAAGGAAGUGUACUAAUCCCCCUUCAUUGGAAGUCUAUCACCCAAGAAAAAAGUGUGCUACUCAUUUUUAUAGUUCGUAUAAUAUUAGAUGUCCAAUUCGUCCAUGGUCGUGCAACAAUAAUUGUCGUUGUGUAAGUUCUAGUAGUCUCAAGGUCUGUGUUUGUGUCUCUCAUGAAAAGACUAAUGGUCUAAAUAAUGGAUAGUGCUUAACUUUUGAGGUUUGUUAUGU
Molecule: messenger RNA, 2289 nt
Organism: Beta vulgaris subsp. vulgaris (sugar beet)
Lineage: Eukaryota; Viridiplantae; Streptophyta; Magnoliopsida; Caryophyllales; Amaranthaceae
Product: F-box/LRR-repeat protein At4g14103
Exons: 5
Coding region: 205-1887 (560 amino acids)
Molecular function (GO): protein binding
Source: RefSeq, a predicted model, not a curated record